AUGGAGUCAGCUCCUAUCCCACCCACUGGUCUUCCCGCCAGUACCACUACUCCCAACGAUAUGCACAAGGACAAGACUUCGCUCGAUCCUGAGAUCGCUGUCGCUGCUACUGGUGCUCUCGACUACGUCACUGAUGACGUUGAGCCCACAGAUGAGGAGUUCUCUACCUUGAGAAAGAUUCCCGCCAAGAUGAAGUGGGUUAGUGUCUUGUUGUGUGCCGUGGAAUUGGCCGAGCGGGCUUCAUACAUCGGUUGUUCAACUAUUACCAAGAAUUUCGUCAACCGACCACUUCCUAAAGGAGGUAACGGUGCUGGAGCUGUCGCUCCAGGAGAAGCCGGUGAAAAUCAAACCGCUGGUGCUUUGGGUAAAGGUUCCGUCACUACAACAGCUGUUUACAACGCUUUCACUUUCCUCGCCUAUGUCAUCCCUAUCUUGGGUGGUAUUGUCGCCGACACCAAAUGGGGUCGAUUCAAGACCAUCGCUGUUGGAACUGGUGUCGGUAUCGCCGCCCACUUGUUAUUGGUCAUUGGUGCCAUCCCCAAUGUCAUCCACGGUGGUCACGCCAUCGGUCCAUUCCUUUUAGGAUUAUACAUUUUAUCAUUCGCCUCUGGAUUCAUCAAGCCUUGUUUGGCGACAUUGAUGUGUGAUCAAAUCCCAGUCAAAAAGCCUACUCUCAAAACAUUACCUUCAGGUGAAAAAGUUAUUGUCGAUCCUCAAACUACCGUUCAGCGAUACCUCCUUGUCUUUUACUUCUGUAUCAACGUUGGUGGUUUCUUCGCCAUCGCUUCAUCAUACUCGUCUCGUUUCGUCGGUUUCUGGCUAGCUUUCUUGGUACCAGGUCUCGUCUACAUGGUCAUGCCUCUUGUCCUCUUCAUCUGUUACAAACGACUUUAUAAAGCUCCUCCUCAAGGUUCAGUCACGCUCGAAGCUUUCCGAGUCAUCAAAACUUGUUUGGCCGACGGAGGUUGGAAACAUAUUUGGGGAGGUGACAAAUUUUGGAAUCGAGCUAAACCUUCAAACCUCAUCGCUAAAAACGGUUCAAUCGAUAAAUCCAGAAUCAGUUGGGACGAUUUAUUCGUUGAUGAAAUGAGACAAUCAUUAUCUGCAUGUGUCGUUUUCCUCCUCACACCUAUUUUCAUCAUGGCCGACGGUGGUAUCGGUGCUCAAGAGAACAACUUGUCUUCGUCAGUCACACUCAACAAUGCUCCCAACGAUCUCAUCGAUAACUUGAACCCUCUAUCCAUUAUCGUCUUCACUCCAAUCAUCACUUAUUUCUUCUACCCAUUCUUUGAGAAGAUUGGAUAUCCAUUAAAACCCAUGACUCGAUUAUCGAUCGGUUUCAUGCUCGGCUGUAUCAACAUGAUUUACGGUGCCGUUAUUCAAUGGAGAGUAUACAACACUUCUCCCUGUGGUUACGCAGCUUCGACAUGUGAAGAUGGUGUUUCAUCUAUAUCCAUUUGGGCUCUGGCACCACUUCAAAUCGUUCCUGGUAUCGGUGAAAUCUUCGUCAUGGUAACAGGAUACGAGUUGGCUUAUACUCGUGCUCCAGCAAGGAUGAAGGGAUUGGUUUAUGCCCUUUGUCUUUUCUCCUCUGCCAUUUCAGCCGCUAUCGGUUUAGCUUGCGCGAACGCUAUUCAAGACCCUUACCUUAUCUGGCCUUACGUCGCCCUCGCUGUGGCUUGUUUCAUCUGUGCUAUUAUUCUCCCAGUAUGCUUCAGACAUCUCAAUGAACCUACUCGAGUGUUCGCCGAUCCCGCUAGACAAGCUGGUGUCCUCCAACCUUCCGAGGGAGAGAAGACCGCCGUGGGAUCUGUCGAUGAGAAGAUUUAG
This is a messenger RNA of Kwoniella shivajii, 1830 nucleotides long. RefSeq lists its product as uncharacterized. Bases 1 to 1830 code for a protein of 609 amino acids. Gene Ontology annotation, molecular function: transmembrane transporter activity. Gene Ontology annotation, cellular component: membrane. Gene Ontology annotation, biological process: transmembrane transport. Lineage: Eukaryota; Fungi; Basidiomycota; Tremellomycetes; Tremellales; Cryptococcaceae. The record is from RefSeq and is a predicted model, not a curated record. The transcript has 3 exons.